Molecule: messenger RNA, 3576 nt
Organism: Ylistrum balloti
Lineage: Eukaryota; Metazoa; Mollusca; Bivalvia; Pectinida; Pectinidae
Product: solute carrier family 12 member 3-like
Exons: 23
Coding region: 1-3576 (1191 amino acids)
Biological process (GO): sodium ion homeostasis; potassium ion homeostasis; cell volume homeostasis
Cellular component (GO): membrane
Molecular function (GO): sodium:potassium:chloride symporter activity
Source: RefSeq, a predicted model, not a curated record
AUGUUGUCUUUAAAAGAUACAGACAAAAAAGAACCUCCGUUAACGCCGAAAGUGGACGUUCCAGAAAUAAAGAUAGAAAGUGAGGACAUGGAAAAUAAAGAUGGAUCAGAAGCGGAUAGAUUCAAUGUGUCUCAAGUUAAAGACCGCAAAAUUUCCGGAAAAGAACCCAGUUUAACAGGCAUAUCAGAGGAUGGUUCCGAACGUGCUUUAUCGGAGGAUACUGGCAGGACACGGAAAGUAUCCAUCAUGGUCGGGCCCGAGGGUAUGCCGAUUCGGCAUUAUAUUCCUGCCCGUAAGAUAUCCUCCACGGAACAUCAUUUCCUUACCCCUUAUUCCCGGGCCGUCCCGCCCUGCCGAAAGUCUUCCAUGGAUGCCUUCUUUGUUCAGCAGCACCAGCGUAUGUCUGUGGUGUCCGUUAUGAGUUCGAACCAGGACACAUUCGAAGCACUUCCGCAUGUUGAUCAUUACCGUGACCUUUUCUCAGUAUUUCCGAAUGACGAGGUGCGCCAAAGACCCACCCUUGACGAACUCAGGGACGAGGAGCCAUCCAGCCCUCGGUCUCCCGCCACCCCAUCGAUCAAGGAAGGGCUGUUUGCUGAGGAACUGAAGGAUGAGGAGGAGGGUCCAAAACCCACAUCUCGAGCGUCUGUGACGUCACAAGCGCUAAAGUUUGGCUGGAUACAGGGUGUACUGGUACGAUGUCUGUUAAAUAUCUUUGGUGUGAUGUUGUUUCUGAGGCUGACCUGGGUGACAGGUCAGGCAGGAAUAGGACUGGCUUCUGUCGUGGUUCUACUGUCGGCGUUCGUCACAAUCAUCACCACAACGUCGAUGUCCGCUAUCUGCACAAACGGCGAAGUCAAGGGAGGCGGGGCGUACUAUAUGAUAUCCCGGAGUCUCGGUCCGGAGUUUGGGGGAUCCAUCGGAAUCGUUUUCUCUCUUGCCAAUGCCAUUGCGGCCGCCAUGUACAUCGUGGGAUUUGCGGAAACUGUCCAGGCACUCAUGAUGGAGUUCGAUACGACAAUAACUGGCGACCGGAUGAAUGAUGUCAGAAUUAUUGGAUGUGCUACGUCAGUUCUACUGGUGGCAAUCGUGAUCAUCGGGAUGGAGUGGGAGGCCAAGGCACAAUUGGGCCUCCUAGUCAUUCUGACCAUUGCCAUUGUCAACUUCAUUGUGGGCACUUUCAUCCCCCCGACUGAGGAGAAACAGUGGAAGGGUGUUACAGGCUACAGCGUUGAUGUUUUUACCGAGAACUUUGGCCCCGCCUUCCGGGACGGCAAUAGUUUCUUCACGGUCUUUUCCAUUUUCUUCCCAGCUGCCACUGGUAUAUUGGCAGGUGCUAACAUCUCCGGUGACCUAAAGAAUCCUCAAAGUGCUAUACCAAAAGGCACAUUCUUAGCUAUUUUCCUGACCAGUCUAGUGUACCUUGCGAUGCUGUGGUGUGCCGGGUCAUGUAUACUUCGGGACGCUGUUGGACCAAUCGCAAUGGAGAUGAUCGCUAAUGUCACUAACAACGUCAGUGUCGUCACCAGUCCUAUUUCCACACCUACCAUCGAGGUCGUCCAACAGUGUGACAUGUUCAACCAAACUUGCGAGUAUGGACUGAUGAAUGACAACGGGGCUGUUGGCGUUGCCUCUGCAUUUCGGCCUCUCAUUCUCGCUGGUAUAUUUUCUGCCACGCUGUCGUCUGCUCUUGCAAGUUUAGUCGGUGCUCCCAAAGUAUUUCAGGCCCUCGGAAAAGACAAGUUGUUUCCCUACAUUGAAUUCUUUGCCAAAGGGUACGGCCAGAGUGGUGAGCCAAGAAGGGGCUAUCUACUUGCCUUUUUUAUUUGUGUGGCAAUGACCUGCAUAGGUGCUCUGGAUCUUAUUGCGCCCAUCAUAUCCAACUUCUUCCUGAUGGCCUAUGCUUUAAUCAACUAUUCUUGUUUUGAUGCCUCCAUCGCUGGCUCACCAGGAUUUCGACCCGCAUUUAGGUUCUAUAAUAAGUGGACAAGUCUACUAGGAGCGCUGAUCUGUCUAGCCGUGAUGUUCCUCAUCAACUGGUGGUCAGCUCUGAUAACAUUUGUUUUUGUGUGUGCUCUGUACAUGUACGUCAAGGUCACCAAACCAGACGUUAACUGGGGAUCCUCCACACAAGCUCACGUUUACAGAGAAGCACUAAAAUCCAGUAUGAAACUCAUCAAAAUUGACGAACAUGUUAAAAACUUCAGACCUCAAGUUUUAGUACUGUCGGGGUAUCCUCGUAACCGACCUCAGUUGAUUGACUUUGUAGCCUGUCUAACCAAGCGUCAGAGUCUCCUUAUGUGCGGUCACAUAUUUAGAGGAGAGAUGUCAGAUCACGUGAAGAAUCUAAGGUCCAAUGGGGCCUACAAGUGGUUUGAGGGACGAGGCAUUAAAGCUUUCUACAAUAGUGUGGUAACGCCUACACUAAGGAUAGGAGCACAGGUGCUAAUGCAGGCUGUAGGAAUAGGUAAACUUCGGCCCAACACUAUCAUCAUGGGAUAUAAAUCUGACUGGCAGAAGGCGGAUGGAUACGAAGUUGACGACUACUACAACAUCAUUCAGGAUGCUUUUGAUCUGAAUUAUGGCGUGGGGAUCCUACGUGUGCCGGAAGGACUAGACAUGAACAGGGUUCCGGACGAGUGUGUUGGAUUAGAUGACGACAUCGAAUCUGACCACGAACACGAAACUGAACAAGAUAUUCAAUAUGAAGCUGAUUCGCAGAAAUCGCCUACCCUAUCAUCAGAUAACAGUGACAUUCCCGGGGAAAAUAACAAAAAUGAGAGUUCUUACAAGUUUUCAAAUAGCAAGGCCAAGGUGACGCCGCCAACAAACCACGUAGUACUUCAGAGACUUAACACUGUUGAUGAGGGCGCAGAAGAUAAUAAGGCGUAUGAAAGGGACCAAGAGACACAAUUAGGGGACGACGAGGAGGAGGAGGAUGGGACAAGGCCUACCCAUACCACCCUGUUAUCUACCUUAUCAAGUGACUCUAAUGCAGGCCGAUUCCGAGAGAAGCAGUACGGCACUAUAGAUGUAUGGUGGUUGUAUGAUGAUGGAGGUUUAACAUUAUUGAUACCAUACAUUCUUUCUACACGGAGAAAAUGGAAAGACUGCAAGCUGAGAGUGUUUUGUGCUGGAAGUAAACGUUCCAAUCCAAACGAGGACCAAAUGAGAAUGGCUUCUCUCCUUGCAAAGUUCCGGAUAGAGUAUUCCCAACUGACAGUCAUUCCAGAUUUGUGGAAGAAGCCGUCUCUCAACAUGUAUAAAGAAUUUGAGAGUGUUAUCCGUCAAUGGAGAUUACGUGGUGGAGAAUAUCCGGAUGAAUUCCCUUGGAAAAUCAGUGACAGUGAUCUUAUUUCCAACAAAGCCAAGAUAUACCGGAACAUCCGCUUGAGAGAACAGCUACUCAUUCAUUCAACAGAGGCAUCACUGAUUGUCAUGACGUUACCGGUGCCUAGGAAAACUUACUGUCCUGCGGGACUUUACAUGGGUUGGUUAGAAACACUAACACGUGACAUGCCACCAAUGUUGUUACUCCGCGGAAACCAACAAAGUGUGCUGACGUAUUAUUCGUGA